Molecule: messenger RNA, 2237 nt
Organism: Coccinella septempunctata (seven-spotted ladybird)
Lineage: Eukaryota; Metazoa; Arthropoda; Insecta; Coleoptera; Coccinellidae
Product: store-operated calcium entry regulator STIMATE-like
Exons: 4
Coding region: 181-1014 (277 amino acids)
Cellular component (GO): membrane
Source: RefSeq, a predicted model, not a curated record
UUUCAUUUCGACGAAACAACAAUCUUUCGUUUCCAUUAUUAUUGGCAGUUUAUGUAAAGCAAAUCGUAUGUUUAUUAUAUCUUCUGGAAAGCCUUCAGUGAAGUUAUAAGUUACAUAUUUACUUAUAUUAUGAAAAAUUCGAAGAAUUCCUUGAUAUAAGACAAAACAUGAAACCAUAAGAUGACUACUCAACCAGUUGGAAUACUUUCACUUCAACUUAGUGAUAAUCCUCAGUUAAAUGAAUUCCAUUGUAGAAAAGAUGCUCUAACAGACUUUUUUGGAUGGAUGUUGCAAGUACUUUUGGCAUGCUUAGCAUUCACUUGUUUAGUUGCAAAGAGAUUUUGUGAGCCCCCUCACAGAAGGAGAUCAUGGUUGAUCUGGUUUUACGAUACUUCUAAACAAGGAAUGGGUGCUAUGGCUAUUCAUCUGAGCAACGUUUGGUUGGCUGGUCAAUAUCAAGGAGAUCCCUGCACUUGGUAUUUCAUCAACUUUCUUCUGGAUUCCUCUUUAGGAUUACUUAUCAUUUUUAUUGGUAUUCGCUCUGCCCAGAUUCUUUCAAGAAGAAAAGGUUGGGAAUCGAUUAAUUUUGGUGAAUAUGGUAAACCUCCAUCUACUUAUUAUUGGUUUGUUCAGUGCUCAUUAUAUGUUGGCCUGAUGAUGGUAGUGAAAGUACUAAUCACACUGUUCAUGCAAAUGGAUUUUUGGGAGAACGUUAAAGACUUCAUGUUAUACCCAAUAAAUAAUCAGAAUUUAGAAGUGACUUUAGUUAUGCUGGUCAUUCCAUUUUUUGUAAACAUUUUGAUGUUUUGGGUUACUGACAAUUUCCUGAUGUAUAAAGAUCGUAGAUCUGCCAGAAGGACAAGCCUAGACAGCUUUUUACAAAGAAGUAGACUCAGGUAUCGUUCCAUCAAAAAUAAGUUCAGAAGAAACUCUGAAAAUGAUAUAUUAUUAUCAGGUGAUGAUGAGCUAUUAAGCAAUGAAUUAAACCAUAAUAUGAAAAUUGUUAUAGCAUAGUAUGUCUUGUUACAUCUUUUUAAUGCCACAUACUACCCAAAUUAUUUGGUAUAUCUGUUCCUAUCAAAUGUUUUUGAAUAUUUAGGAAAUUGUUAUAAUAGUAUAUUUGGAAGGAAUAUCAAAUGACUGAAUGUGGUGAGUAAUGUGUACCUCAAUAUUAUUUAUAUUAUAUAUAUAUUUAUUUAUAUACAUCGAUGAUUCAGAAGAUCAGGUUGAAUUGAAAACAAUAUUCUAUUGGUUUUCAUUUCUAAAAAUUAAAGAUUAAAAUAGGGAGAAUAUUUAGGUUGCUAUAAAAAAAAAUAUUCCUAUUCUUCUAAUUAUGAAAUUUAAAAUGUGACAAUAUCAAGAAGAAGAAAUGUAUCAAUUUUUAAUGCCUUUUCUGAUAAUUUUCAAUUUUUUUGCUAUAUCUCAUGUAAUCAAUAUGGGGAUUGAAAAAAAAACUCCUGAGUAGGGCGAGAAAUUCAGUGAUGUUUACAGGGUGUCCUACAGGAAAGAUUUCAAUCAAAUAUUGGAUCUGUUUGAAAUUUUAUGCAAAGACAUAAAGUAGAUGUAUAUAUUUCUUUUUGAGAACUACUUUUGAACAUGUAGUAAUAUACAGUGUGUUCUAUUUGAAAUAAGCCAGUUAUUACCCCUUCUUAUAUAUCUGAAAGUCUACUCCUGGUAGAACACCCUGUUUCUUCCUGAAAAAAUCAAUAUUGAUUAUAACCAAAAAAAUGAUUGGAAAUUUAUUAAUUUUAGAACUGAAUUGAAUGAGGCCAAGUUAUUUCUGAGGGGGCCAACUAUUCGAAGAUAGUGCAAAAAGUAAUAUAUGUACAUUUUUCUAGUCAAUAACUCUUAUUGUCUAUCUGCAUAGCCUACUCUGAAUUACCGAGAUAUGAAUUUCAUGGAGUUAGAAGUACUGAGUUUUGGGACUACUAUAAUAAUCAAUAAGUUGACUCGUAUAUUAUUUGAUUGAACUAUCAAUCGGUGAUAAUUAAUGCUAGGCCAAAUUCGCUUGAAUUUAUUCAAAAUAUAUCAGCCAAAGUUGAAGAUGGGAAACAAAGAAUUGUAAAGCAAUAAAAAAAUUUAAUAUGGUAGGUUUUCAUUUGAUUAACUGGCAAAUAAUUUCAGACAUUUUAUUGAAGUGAUAUUUAUUUGUAUAUUCUGUGAUUGUUAUUGUCCUCUGACAAAACAUUUUAUUUUUUAAUUGCAUUUCAACAUUAUAAGAAUAAAAUUUAUUUUCU